UCAACGUAGUCAGUGUGACGCAGCCGAUUGCAGCCAGUUCAAUUCGUACAUUAGAUGGGUCAAACUCGCGAUCGGGUUUGGGUUUGGGAUAGGGAGGGGAGUUAACGUCAGGGGAGUUCAGGUUAGGGUUAAGGAGGUGAGUUCAGGUUGGCGAGGUUGGGUGAGUUCAGGUUAGGGUUAACGAGGUGAGUUCAGGUUAGGGUUAAGGAGGUGAGGAUGAGACGAGGUCGCUCCAAAAGCUCCGGUGGUGUGUGUGCAUUUCAGGUGGGUUUUUUUCCCCAGUUCGGCUCAAGCCUCCGACAGAAGAGGAAAAGGUUGUCCCUGCCGAUGAGCAAGGGCGGCGUCUGGGGGCCUGGAGCGCAAAUCCGGCAGUCUCGGGGACGGCAUUUGAUGGCGCGGCUUGAACCAUCUGGGCGUGCCUGAUCGUCACCCGGGGCGUGACGCGCAGCCUCGCUUGAUGUGGUUGUGUGGUGGUGUCCCUGCCUUGGAACCCUUCUUUUCGUUUCUCUCCUCGGGUCUGGCUUGUUGCGACGCCAGUUAUUUUUCCCGGUCAGGUGGACAGCCCGGCAGCGUCAUCUGCUUCCCGAGCUUUCCAUCUGUCUGCUCGACUGACCCUGUCAGCAAAAGCCAUGGGACCUGUGUCACGAGAUUUUUCUUCGUCUGCGGACAACUGCGCUCCGUGGUACCGUGUUUGUUCGUCCACGCACUGGGAGACGAGUUUCUGAACGCAACGGUGGCUUGGGCAACAUUCAGGGGUGGCGUUUGAGAAAGGCUCACAACUCUGGCCCUGUUCCCGGAAAGUUUGGAAGUGUUACAUGUCGCACGGGGUCCCGCUGGACGGCUUUGGUGCUCCCCGAACGUUUAUGCAGCUGCUUCGUGGACAGCCAAGCUCUGUCUGGAGUUGAAUCCCGGUUUGUUGAAACAAGAAUGAGUUGUCGGUCCUGCGUGAUUUGGGACUCGUGAGGUGCUCAUCAAUUCACUUUCGGGUUCGGUCCAAGGCCAGCCACGUCAAAUGGCGCAAGCAGGCGUUAUCAAUUCGCGAGGCGGCCGGUCGGGGCCAGCCCGGGGGGCAUGGAAUUGUUCCUGGUGGUUGAUUGCGAGUUGAUCGCUCAUUGGUUU
This is a messenger RNA of Chaetomium fimeti, 1119 nucleotides long. RefSeq lists its product as uncharacterized. The transcript has a single exon. NCBI's taxonomy places the organism in Eukaryota, Fungi, Ascomycota, Sordariomycetes, Sordariales, Chaetomiaceae. Bases 458 to 766 code for a protein of 102 amino acids. The record is from RefSeq and is a predicted model, not a curated record.